Messenger RNA from Cooperia oncophora, 690 nucleotides. Lineage: Eukaryota; Metazoa; Nematoda; Chromadorea; Rhabditida; Trichostrongylidae. The record is from the annotation of a GenBank genome assembly.
AUGGAAGUUUUACAGGGUGCUGUGUCUGCAAUUAUUUUUCUGGUGUUCUUCCUCUUCUACAAAGAUGAUCCACGAGAGCACAGAAAUGUGAGCUCGACCGAACUUGCAAAAAUCACAAAAGGAAAACAGGGUCAAGAGAAGCAAGCAGCUCCGUACAGGCCAAUUGCAACUGAUGCCGUGCAUUAUCGUAUCUGGUUGUCGAAACUAGUCGGUGUAUCUCCGGCUUCCAAAUUAUUGCUUACUCUAUGGGCCAACGUGCUUCAUUACGAUGUGACAAGGACAGGUCUCACCACUGCACUACCAUAUAUUCUUUCGGCGACGCUUAAGUUUUUAGUGGGGCCAAUAUCUGAUCGAGCAAGCUGUAUUUCGGACAGAUGGCGUCUUGUAUUCUUCGCCGCUUUCUCACAAGGACUGAUGGCUUUGUCUUUUCUUGCUCUCGUAUUUAUAACGUCUCCCAGUCUGGCUCAAACUGCCUAUACUGUUGCCAUAGUGUCUAGCGGUAUUAAUGCAGUUGGCACUAUAAAAUGCGCUCAGAUGGUAGCACGACAACACGUCCACGUUGUGAUGGCGGUGACCUCGUUUUUACUGUGCGUCAUAGUUCUAGUGAUCCCGCUUGCCGUCAACAUAGUUUGUCCGGACAACACUCCGGAGCAGGUACCCGUCUUCACCAUUAGUACUGGUGACUUCAUC